UGUGCGCGAGGCGGCGGCGCGUGGCAGCGGCGCGGGGCGAGCGGCGGCCCCGGCCCGGCCCCGCCAUGACCGACUUCAAGCUGGGCAUCGUCCGGCUCGGCCGGGUGGCCGGCAAGACCAAGUACACGCUGAUCGACGAGCAGGACAUCCCGCUGGUGGAGAGCUACUCCUUCGAGGCUCGGAUGGAGGUGGAUGCUGAUGGAAACGGUGCUAAAAUCUUCGCUUACGCCUUCGACAAGAACCGGGGCCGGGGCUCAGGCCGCCUCCUGCACGAGCUGCUCUGGGAGAGGCACCGAGGAGGGAUUGCUCCUGGCUUUCAGGUGGUGCAUCUGAACUCGGUGACCGUGGACAACCGCCUGGACAAUCUGCGCCUCGUCCCCUGGGGCUGGAAGCCCAAGGCUGAAGACAUCUCUAGCAAACAAAGGGAACAAAGUCUGUACUGGCUGGCAAUCCAACAGCUUCCUACAGACCCCAUAGAAGAGCAGUUUCCUGUCCUGAAUGUAACCAGAUAUUACAAUGCUAAUGGGGAUGUUGUGGAGGAGGAAGAGAACUCCUGCACUUACUAUGAAUGUCACUACCCUCCCUGCACAAUGAUUGAAAAACAGUUACGUGAAUUCAACAUCUGUGGCCGCUGCCAGGUGGCGCGGUACUGCGGCUCGCAGUGCCAGCAGAAGGACUGGCCUGCCCACAAGAAACACUGUCGGGAGAAGAAAAGGACCUUCCAGCAGGAGCUCGGGCCAGAGCGGUGACCGGGUGGCAGAGGCCUCUCAGCAGCAGGAUUCCUUCCCAAAGGCAUUGGACUCUUGCUUUUGCACAGUAUGACAGACUGCUUAUCAAAGCCAGAGGCACUGAAGAAAAACCCUGUGAUGCUUGAGCAGAAUGGCUGACUGGACUAAGCCAGCUCUGACUGGUGCUGUGGAAAGGGAUUGGGUCUGCCCUUCCAGUAUUAUAUUCUCAAGCAAAAAGACUACUGUGGAGCUCCAGGCAGGAAGCUUCUCAUUAUUUAUAUGUUAAUACGUUUGUAAACUCAUGUACAGUUUUUGUUAGGAAUUCUUGAUAGCACUCAUUAACUGUAAUGUUCAGAUGAGAACAUGUUGUUGGCCUAAAAGUUAAAAAAAAAAAAAAGAAAAAAAGUCAUGUAGCAAAAGCUUUUCCUCCCAUGUGGCAGAAGUGUCUGUGGCAGUGCCAAGGCCAUGGGGCAGGCUCUGGCAUCAGCACUUCAUCUGGAGAACUCUGCAUGGAAGCUCUAUUUAAAAAAAAUGCAAACAAAAAAAGAGCAAACAAAGUAAAGGUUGGAAUGAA
Molecule: messenger RNA, 1302 nt
Organism: Vidua macroura (Pin-tailed whydah)
Lineage: Eukaryota; Metazoa; Chordata; Aves; Passeriformes; Viduidae
Gene: ZMYND19
Product: zinc finger MYND-type containing 19
Exons: 6
Coding region: 66-749 (227 amino acids)
Source: RefSeq, a predicted model, not a curated record